UCACACAAAGUCACAGUUUCCGUAGCGAGACAGCCAAAAACCACCCAGUUUUCAUCAUGAACGCUCUUUUCGUCGCUGCCCUUCUGGGCUUUGUCGCCGUCGCCACCGCUUAUCCUAAGUACGGAUACGGAGGAUAUGGCGGAUACGGCUAUGGUCUUGGCCAUGGCUACGGCCUCGGAUACGGCUAUGGCGGCCACGGCUAUGGUCAUGGCUAUGCCGUCGCCGCUCCCGUUGUGAAGGCCCUCGGCCACUACAGGAGCUCCUCCUACGGUACCCACGUUAACCACGGCGUCAGCUACACUGCCCGCGGAUACGGAGGAUACGGCCACGGUGGAUAUGGCGGAUAUGGCUACGGCCAUGGCGGAUAUGGCGGAUACGGCUACGGCCACGGCUAUGGUCAUGUCGUCGCUGCUGCCCCCGUUGCCGUCGUCGCCGUCGGUCAUGGUUACGGCCAUGGUUACGGCCACGGCUACGGUCAUGGCUACGGCCACGGCUACGGCUACCACGGCUAAGCGCAGACUGUGAGCACCUGUGUUGCCACCUCAAGCCAUCAGUGCACCUGUUCCGACCCUGGGCCAGGACUCGCCACAUGCUCGUCUGUGCAAAAACGCACGACGAUGGCAGCAUCAGGCUGCACGAAAUGUCCUUGGGAGCGCGGCGCAGACAUGUACAGGCUAGCAAGGAGCGUUGUUGAACAACUGGAGUGAUUGGGCUGUUCAUCGCUGCUCACUGGUCGAUGAACACUUAGGAUGAAAAAAUAAAAUUGAGUUGGUAUUUAUUGAAAAA
Messenger RNA from Rhipicephalus microplus (southern cattle tick), 786 nucleotides. RefSeq lists its product as uncharacterized. NCBI's taxonomy places the organism in Eukaryota, Metazoa, Arthropoda, Arachnida, Ixodida, Ixodidae. The record is from RefSeq and is a predicted model, not a curated record.